AUGCCUGGAAUUCUCAUUCUUGCGCUCAUCUUAGCGGCUACACUCUCGCUGGGAAUCGCAAAGAACUGCGAUUACUUGGACGACGAUUAUCGAAAAAUGUUUGAUAGACAGUUCUACAAUUAUGGACUUAAGUACAGGUGUGACCUUGAAAAAGAAGCAUAUAAAUACUUUGUGUACAGAAGAAAACCUCGAAAGAGACAUUAUCUUAUUGAAAGAUACGGAGACCUGAAACAGCGUGAGCUAAAACAGCUUGUAGAAAAAAUGAUUGUCAAGGGUAUGAUCAAGAAAAGCUCCAAAGCUGGCUGCUAUAUCGGCGAAGUUUUGAAUGGGAAGGAAAAACAAGCAAUUAUUUGCGUGUUCGCUUCAAAUUACUAG
Molecule: messenger RNA, 375 nt
Organism: Cylicocyclus nassatus
Lineage: Eukaryota; Metazoa; Nematoda; Chromadorea; Rhabditida; Strongylidae
Source: the annotation of a GenBank genome assembly